Molecule: messenger RNA, 1599 nt
Organism: Thermothielavioides terrestris NRRL 8126
Lineage: Eukaryota; Fungi; Ascomycota; Sordariomycetes; Sordariales; Chaetomiaceae
Exons: 4
Coding region: 1-1599 (532 amino acids)
Source: RefSeq, a predicted model, not a curated record
AUGGUAUCGACUGGCCCGAUGCACUUGGCGUUUCUUCUGGCGACGAUCUCUGUUCUUUUGCGCGGUGGAUCUGCCAUUGACCCGCCGGCGCGCACCGAUGUGCCACCCCCUCCCCUCCCGACAGGAUGCUUCUUGAACUCGGUGUUGAACCCUCUAUGGGAAAUCUCACAGCUCCAGCACAAGGACUCCUCUUUGAGUCUCGUCCUGGCCAACCCAGCUGAUCAAUCAGUCUUCUACUGUGCGGGAACCAAGAGGGAAAACAGCAACCUGAUCCAGCCCACAUGCGAGACAGAUCGUAAUCAUACCGCUGCUAACGUGACGUUGCUCUUCAACCCACCUCUUCGCAGUCUGAGUAUUGAACAAACUUGGAUUUGCACCGACAACCAGCAUAUGACCCCCACCACGUUCCACGGUACGGGCAACACCACCCUGACUUCGUCCUGCCCCGAGGCAUCCUGCCUCCCGGCCACGGAGGUUCGCGUCUAUGCGUCGCUUCAAAGCCCAGUGUCGUUUUCCCCUGUGAUGCCGCCGCCCCCUCCUGGCCACGACCACCCCGGCUGCAAGAGGGCGUCGGGGUCACCGACCUGGACCGUGUCCGGGUUUCGAUGGGACACGGGAGCCGUGCCGGUCUACAACCCGGAUGUGCCCAUCCAGCAGUACAGGCCAGGCUACGCGCUUCACCUGGGACUGAUCAACCCCGCGACUGGCCAGAACAUGACUUGUGUACAGACCAUCGGGACUUGGGCCCAGGCCAACCAGAGCGGCUCGCCGUACGAAAUGCCCUUCUGGGGCCUCGACAAACCACUGUGGCAGGAGUGCGUUGACACGCACUGGACAAAUCAGUUCAUCAAUAACUACAACACUUGGACCAACGUGCUACUUGACCCGGACACGCGCCGUUUGUACGUGGAUCAGACAUGGUACUGCGACGACGAGGGACCCGAGCAUCCUAUCCAAUAUACAGCCAACGGCUCCGUCCCCAUCCCCCCUCUGCACUGCGUCCCGCGCACCAGCCUUGACGAGUUCGACCCCUUCACCAACGUCGUCGUCAACGGCAGCACCUGCACGGCGGACAGCCCCUUUCCCGUCUCGGGCACGCUCGUCUCGCAGUACACCAUGGCGCCGUACGCCCUCACGCUCCCGCGGCCGGCCGCGAAGCGGUGCACGGCCGACUCGCUCAACCCGGACCUGCGCUACAUCCGGCUGUACGCGCCGCUGCAGUUCGAGUACCGGUCCUACAAGACGCUGCGGGACGGCGAGGGCCUCGUCGCGGGCCGACUGGAGUUCCUGCUCUGGAACGUCGGCCAGGACACGGAGCUGGCCUGCGACGGCUGGAACGGCCGGCUCAACAGCAACGCUAGCAUCGGGCAGUACGACCCGGACUACUGGUUCGACUGCCGCGAGGAGCUAGACGUCGGCCAGAGCACGGAGGAUCCGAACCGCCUGCGCACGCGCUAUGCCCGUGUGAAUUUUGAUGUCGGUGCCUCGCUGCUCAGGGUGAAUAUCUCCUGGACGUGUGAUGACGAGUCGCCCGGGAGAAAGCUGCCCUUGGAGCUCAUGGACUUGCCGGGGAAGAUGAUCUGGUCGCUGAAGAACUGA